AUGUCUGCAAUCAAUAGAAAAAUAAUUUACACCGCUGCUGCUCCUGCAGCGAUCGGACCAUAUAGUCAGGCCGUGGUAGUGGACAGGACCAUGUACAUCUCGGGGCAGAUUGGGAUGGACGUGGGCUCUGGUCAGCUGGUGGAGGGGGGAGUCCAGGCUCAAGCCAAACAGGCUCUUGUAAACAUGGGGGAGAUCCUCAAGGCUGCGGGCUGUAGCUACAACAAUGUGGUAAAGACGACGGUGCUGCUCGCUGAUAUUAACGAUUUCAAUAAUGUCAACGAAGUUUACAAGACGUUUUUCAGCAGCAACUUCCCCGCCAGAGCUGCGUAUCAAGUGGCCGCUCUCCCCAGAGGAGCAGCGGUGGAAAUCGAAGCGGUUGCGGUGCUGGGACCCAUCGCAGACUCCUGA
Molecule: messenger RNA, 408 nt
Organism: Knipowitschia caucasica
Lineage: Eukaryota; Metazoa; Chordata; Actinopteri; Gobiiformes; Gobiidae
Source: the annotation of a GenBank genome assembly